Messenger RNA from Morus notabilis, 1821 nucleotides. RefSeq names its product E3 ubiquitin-protein ligase At4g11680. The transcript has 5 exons. Bases 395 to 1519 code for a protein of 374 amino acids. Lineage: Eukaryota; Viridiplantae; Streptophyta; Magnoliopsida; Rosales; Moraceae. The record is from RefSeq and is a predicted model, not a curated record.
CAAAGUAUUGUAAUUCCCUAAUAAUAAUAAUCACCAUUUUCGAUUCUCGACUGUACAAAAACCACAACUCCCCUGUGCUGUGAUCCUUCAAAUUCAAUAAUAAUUCCAAACAUCCAUUUCGUCACCAUUCCAUUCCAAUUCCAAAAUCACCAAAACCAAAAAUUUAGCUCCACUUUUCAUCCUCAAAAUUCAAAUUUACAAACAAACAAGCAAUAAACAUACCUUCCCCCUCCAACGAGUCCAAACUUUCUCUCUAAGAAAACGAGCCCCAAUUUUCGGCUGUUUUUCAAAUCACUUCCUAUAAAACAAAACCCUAACUCAAUUUCAUUUUUCAAUUCAUGAAAAGCUUUCAUCGUUCCUGAAUCUCCUCUCUCUCUACUCUUUCUUUCUCGUCAUGGACGAAUCGCCACUGCUCGGAAACUCGAUGGCAGAUCAUUUAAUCCGGAGCCGGCGGCUGGUGCGGCGCACGACGCCGCCGCUGCGGAGGGCGGCGCGGAUGCUUCGGCGGGCGAGCGGGCGGCGGAUGAUGCUUCGCGAGUCGUCGGUGCAGGUGCGGGAGAGCGCGGCGGAGGAGCUGGAGGAGAGGCAGAGCGGGUGGGCGUACUCGAAGCCGGUGAUAGUGCUCGACGUUCUCUGGAACUUGGCGUUCGUCGGGACCGGAGUAGUGGUUCUGGCGCUGAGCUUGGACGAGAAGCCUUCGGUGCCGUUGAGGCUCUGGGUGGUGGGAUAUGCCUUGCAGUGUUUGGUUCAUGUCGGGUGCGUGGUGGCGGAGUACGUACGGCGGCGAGAGGAGGUCGGCGGCGGCGACUCGGCGGAGAGCGAUCGAGGGUGGGAGAGUGGUGGAGAGUGCAGUUCAACUUCCGGGAGUGAUGCCCAGGAUUAUGGGAAUGAGCAGAGUGAGGUUGAUGAUGAUUCCAGUGUUGCAAAACAUUUGGAGUCUGCAAAUACCAUGUUUUCCUUUAUAUGGUGGGUCGUUGGAUUCUACUGGGUGACUGCCGGUGGUGAAACUUUGACCCAUGAUUCACCUCUGAUAUAUUGGCUUUGCAUUACAUUUUUAGCGUUCGAUGUGGUAUUCGUCCUUAUAUGUGUUGCCGUUGCUUGUAUAGUGGGUAUUGCUGUUUGCUGCUGCCUGCCAUGCAUAAUUGCAAUCUUAUGUGCUGUGACAGAUCAGGAGGGAGCAACAAAGGAAGAAAUUGAUAAUUUGCCAAUGUUCAAAUUCUGUGCGGUAAGUAAUUCUGAGAAAGUUAGUGGUGAGAUCCAAGAAUCUUUCCGAGGAAUAAUGGUCGAAUGCAACAUUGAUUCACGGCAUUCAAGCACUAAGCGCCCACUUUUUGAGGAGGACGCAGAAUGCUGUAUCUGCCUCUCUGCGUACGACGAUGGAACGGAAUUGAGAGAACUUCCUUGCGGUCACCAUUUCCAUUGCACAUGCAUAGACAAAUGGUUGCACAUCAACGCUACUUGCCCUUUAUGCAAGUUCAACAUUUUGAAGGCGAGCAAUCAAAGUAGUAGUGAAGUAUAGGAAAUCUUUAUUUUGGCAUGCUUAAUGAGGGCGUAUUCCCAUAAAAUAAUAAAAAGAAAACGAGGGCAUAUUUUCCUCAUUCCUCUGUAUCAUAAGUUCGUACUUUUCUUGUAGUUCACGAUCUCUAGAGUGUAUUACUAAUUUUGUUUGCAUUUCCUCCCCUCAUUUCUACGUCGCUAGUAGUGUACGUGGCUUAAGUAAGUUAAGAAACACUUUCGUUUCCAAAAUUGAUUACAUUGUACACCUUCCUUUUUCCUUUUGCAGUUUCAUCAGUGUUCACUAUGUGUAGAUGAAAGGUAAAU